Molecule: messenger RNA, 723 nt
Organism: Cylicocyclus nassatus
Lineage: Eukaryota; Metazoa; Nematoda; Chromadorea; Rhabditida; Strongylidae
Source: the annotation of a GenBank genome assembly
AUGGCACACUACAACAACAAACGAAACAACGCGAACACUUCAAAUAUCAAUGUUCGUGACCUACCUUCAAGUGGUUUCGACCUCUCUUACAAGUCGAAAGAUAGCGGGGCAAUCGGCUUUCGCAAAUUAGUCGGCUAUGAAUACUGCAUGAGUGGUGACAAAAUGCGUAUCAACACGGCCGCAGACUUGCAGUUCCAACCAACUAAUGCUCCAAUGCUCCCUGCAAUGGAUAUGCGCAUAGAGCACACCUUUAUACCGUUCCGCAAUGUAAAUAUGGACUAUGAAGAUACCUUAUCAUUUGAUAAGGGUGUCGCAUGGGAAACAAGUGACUAUCCACAUUGCCAACUUGUUGACUUGGUGGACGUUUUUCAACUCGUUUCAAAACAAGACGUUCCUCUAGUUAACAAUAUGUAUGACUUGUACGCGGCUGACAUUGCAGAUAACCCUAAUGUUGACUCUUUUGUUACUUGGUACAUUGAACCACUUCUCACCAAUCUUGAACGUGAAUCUGCACGUUAUUACGUUGACGAUUUUUGGUUUGACUUUGUUAGUCAUGCCAAACGCCUUGAAUCUGGUUGGCAAAAUAUGACUUCAGACGCCAAGGUUGAAGUAAUUGCACGUAUUACGUAUGAUAUGUAUCGUUAUUUCUUUGGUGAAGGUUCUGCUCUUGACGUUCUCAAUGCUCCAAUCCUUCAUUAUAAGGACUAUCGUUCUAUGAUUGAA